AUGAGUAAGAGACCAAUAUCUGUGGAGGAGCUCAUUGGUAAGUCACAGUCGGCGGAAGUGAUAUCAAAGCCAAAGUUUUUGUCUAAGCAGGAGAGGCAAAAAUUAAGUCUACAGAGAAGUCUAGAGAUACAAGAUAGAAAGCGUCAACAAUUAACCGUUAAUAAUGGAGCUAAAAGGAGACAUAGUAAUUCCAUAGAGGCUAAUCCUGAACCAAAAAAGUUAAAUAAAAAGUUAAAAAAAGGUAGGAACUUCAACUUUGACUGGGAUGAAGAGGAGGAUACAUCUAAUAAUUAUCAACCACUAGUUCGGUAUGAUAAUGGAAUCAACCCACCUGAUAUUGGGCUCUCCGACAAGCAUUGGUCUGAAAAACGAAUAGAAGACAUGACGACCCGGGAUUGGAGAAUAUUCAAAGAAGACUAUAAUAUAACUUCUAAAGGUGGUGAUAUUGAAAACCCAUUGAGAUCAUGGACUGAAUCCAAAUUGCCUGUAAAAUUAUUAAGCAUUUUAAUUGAAGACUUGGGUUACAAGAGUCCUACUCCAAUUCAAAGGGCAUCUAUACCAUUAGCAUUAAAUGGAAGAGAUAUAGUGGGUAUAGCAGAAACAGGUUCUGGUAAAACAUUGGCAUUUUUGUUACCAUUACUUUCGUAUAUUUUAUCCGUUGAUUCUAACUACUUGUUAUAUGAACAUCAACAAGAGUCGAAUUUCAAUAAGCCAUUAGGAUUAAUUUUGGCACCAACUAGAGAAUUGGCGCUACAAAUUACAAAGGAAGCAAAACUAUUUGGGGACAAGCUUAACAUGAAUGUUGUAACCAUAAUCGGAGGUCAUCAAUACGAGGAAACAGUACAUAGUGUGCGUAAUGGAGUUCACAUAGUGGUUGCUACACCAGGUAGAUUAAUUGAUUCCUUAGAGCGUGGGAUUAUUAACUUGAGUAACUGUUACUUUUUUACCAUGGAUGAGGCUGAUAAAAUGAUCGAUAUGGGAUUUGAAAAAUCAUUACAAUCCAUUUUAAAUUACUUACCCACCAAUGAAAAACUUGAAACUACACUUGAUGGAAGGAUUUUUAACAUUGAGAAAAGGAUAACCCUAAUGUUUACGGCUACCAUUUCUCCUCCGAUUGAAAGAAUCACCAAAAACUAUCUUAUCAAACCGGGAUAUUUGUUCAUUGGAAAUGUGGGUGAAGCUGUUGAUAAUAUUAACCAAUUAUUCGAAUAUUUCGGUGCACAACAAUCCUCUGAUGAAAUUAUAGACCCUAAAAAAUUGGAUAAAUUAUUAAGUAUAUUGAAAUUUCACAAGGAUCAAAGUAGAAACUAUUCUAUAAUCAUAUUUGCGAAUUUCAAGAAAACAUGUGAAGAAUUAUCGUAUGCAUUAGGUAGAAAAGGUUUUUCUGAUAACACCGUAAUUCAUGGAUCAAAGUCUCAGGAGGCUCGUGAACGUGCAAUCAGUAGUUUCCGUGAAGGCAAGGACAGAAUAUUGAUUGCAACAGAUGUUGCUGCAAGAGGUAUUGAUAUACCGAAUGUCUCGUUGGUAGUCAACUAUCAAAUGACUAAAAAAUUUGAUGAGUAUAUUCAUAGAAUUGGUAGAACAGGGCGUGCAGGUAAUAAAGGUACAAGUUGUACAUUCAUUGAUGAUGGGGAUUCAGAAGUUUUUCUAGAUUUGAAAAAGUUUUUAAAUAAAGGCAAGAAAAAAUGUCCUGAAUGGUUAUUAAAGCAUUCGUCUACACAAUCGCAGAUAUUGCGAGAUUAA
Debaryomyces tyrocola is the source of this 1743-nucleotide messenger RNA. NCBI's taxonomy places the organism in Eukaryota, Fungi, Ascomycota, Pichiomycetes, Serinales, Debaryomycetaceae. The record is from the annotation of a GenBank genome assembly.